ACCGUCCUCACUCCCCGUUGCACGGCCCAGGCGUGUCACUGGGGAUCCCGGGGCGAAAGGACAACGUGGGGCCGGAUCCACGGCCGCCGGAUCAAUCAAGAGAGGCUCUGGGCUCCCUCGUGGCUCCCCGGCGGGCACGGGCCGGCGCGGAGAUGCGCAGCGUGAUUCUGACAUUUCAUGACAUGUCGUUACCUAGAGCAGUAAUGAACAUUGACCUGUCUCGGAUUAGUUGAUGACUUUUGGAAAUGAUCCAAUAAUAUCUACUACAGAGAAGUGGAUACUUCCUUUGGAACGAAUAACCCAGAUUGUUAGUGAAUUUUUCAAGAUGACAGAUCCAAUGAUGGACUUUUUUGAUGAUGCCAAUCUUUUUAGUGAGACCUUAGAAGGUUUGUCAGAUGAUGCAUUUGUACAACCAGGACCUGUUUCACUAGUUGAUGAAUUGAACUUGGGUGCAGAAUUUGAACCUUUGCACAUAGACUCAUUGAACCAUGUUCAAGGUACUCCAACGCAUCAGAAGAUGACUGAUUAUGAACAGUUAAAUCAGUUUGAUUCAGUGAAAUUUCAUCAGGUUAAUCAGUCUUUUGGUAGCCCAGCUGAACAUGUGUUAUCUCCGCACUCUCAGUUUAAUUGUUCUCCAAUCCACCCCCAAAACCAACCCAAUGGUUUAUUUCCAGAUGUAGCAGAUGGCAGUCCAAUGUGGGGCCAUCAGACAGCUACUAGCAUUUCAAAUCAAAAUGGGUCUCCUUUUCACCAACAAGGACAUUCUCACUCUAUGCAUCAAAACAAAAGCUUUGUGGCACACCAUGACUUUGCCUUAUUUCAGGCCAAUGAACAACACACACAGUGCACUUCACUGCGCUCGCAACAAAACAGGAAUAAUCUUAACCCAGGGCAAAAUUCUGUCAGCCAGUCUAAAAAUUUUAUGGAUGUUAAUGUUUCUGGUCCACACAGAGUCAGUGUCAACCACCCACCACAGAUUACCAAUGCAUCUACUUCACAGCAGUCUCUUUUGAUGCAACAGUUUUCUCAAACAUCAAAUCCUUCAGUACACUUUCUCAAGUGUAGCAACCGGCAAGAAGGAAAUUUUAAUGGACCGUCUCCAAAUAUGACAUCUUGUUCUGUCAGUAACUCACAGCAAUUUUCUUCACAUUAUUCCUUUUCUAGUAAUCACGUAUCACCAAAUAGUCUUCUCCAGUCCUCUGCAGUUCUUGCACCCAAUCAUACAAAUCAGACUUUAUCUGAUUUCUCUGGAAGUAAUUCCUUUUCACCUCAUAGGGGAAUCAAGCAAGAAUCUACUCAGCAUAUGCUCAAUCCCAAUACAUCACUGAAUUCAAGUAAUUUCCAAAUGUUGCAUUCAACACAUCCUCAGGGUAAUUACAGCAAUUCAAAAUUAUCUCCUGUGCAUGUGAACUUCCAGGAUCCUGUUGACUCAGGAACGCAAAUGGGCCAUUUCAAUGAUCAUGUAGAAACUAAUGGCUUUUCAUCUUUAGAAGAGAAUUUACUUCAUCAAGUGGAGUCUCAAACUGAGCCAUUCACAGGACUUGAUCCAGAAGACCUCCUUCAGGAGGGUCUCCUUCCCCAGUUUGAUGAGUCAGCGUUUGGGCAAGAUAAUUCAAGUCAUGUUUUAGAUCAUGACCUUGAUCGGCACUUUACUUCACAUCUUGUAACACGGCCUUCUGAUGUGGCUCAAACUCAGUUUCAUUCUCAGGCUCGGAGCUGGCAUUCAUCAAUUUCUAAUCAUCAGCAUUUACAUGACAGAAAUCGCCUAUGUUUACAGCGACAGCCUCCGUCUUCCAAGAAGAAUGAUGGUUCUGGGACAUACACUAAGUUGCAGAAUACCCAGGUGAGGAUCGUGUCCGAGAAGAAGCAGAGAAAAAAGGUGGAAUCAGAAAGCAAGCAAGAAAAGGCCAAUCGUAUAAUAUCAGAGGCCAUAGCCAAAGCAAAGGAGCGUGGGGAGCGCAAUAUCCCACGAGUCAUGAGCCCUGAGAACUUUCCUAGUGCUUCAGUUGAAGGAAGAGAGGAGAAGAGAGGCAGAAGGAUGAAAGCCAAGCCAAAGGACAAAGAGAGCAAAAAAGCAAGAACUUGUUCUAAGUUAAAAGAGAAGUCAAAAAUUGGCAAACUCAUUAUUACAUUGGGUAAGAAACAAAAAAGAAAGAAUGAGUCUUCAGAUGAAAUAUCUGAUGCAGAGCAGAUGCCACAGCGUGCAUGCAAAGAGGAAGACUCUCAAAAAAGAAGAUCAAAUCGACAAAUUAAAAGGAAAAAGUACGCAGAAGAUGGAGAGGGGAAACAAUCUGAGGAAGAGGUUAAAGGUUCUAUGAAAAUAAAAAAGAAUUCAGCUCCUUUACCGGGGGAACAGCCUUUACAGUUAUUUGUGGAGAAUCCAAGUGAAGAAGAUGCAGCAAUUGUGGACAAAAUAUUAUCUUCAAGAAUUGUGAAAAAGGAAAUAUCACCUGGAGUGAUGAUUGAUACAGAAGAAUUUUUUGUAAAAUACAAGAAUUACUCCUAUCUUCACUGUGAAUGGGCCACAGAACAGCAGCUUUUGAAAGAUAAAAGGAUCCAGCAGAAAAUCAAACGAUUCAAAUUGAGACAAGCACAAAGAGCACAUUUUUUUGCAGACAUGGAAGAAGAACCAUUUAACCCAGACUACGUAGAAGUAGACAGAGUGUUAGAAGUCUCUUUUUGUGAGGAUAAAGAUACUGGUGAGCCCGUCAUUUACUACUUAGUAAAGUGGUGCUCAUUACCGUAUGAAGAUAGCACCUGGGAACUAAAAGAAGAUGUAGAUCUUGCAAAAAUAGUAGAGUUUGAACAAUUGCAAUCUUCAAGACCUGACACAAGACAUUUGAUCAAUCCAGGGACUAUAAAAAUGGUAAUCAACUCAGGGAAUAUCAACUGGAAGGACUCAACUGGCUUUUGUUCAAUUGGUACAAUAGAUACAAGCCCCUGGAAGCAGAGAACAUGUUCUAUUUCUUUUGUAUCCCAUCUUCUCAUACUGUCCCUGAGAUAUAGAAGACGAAACUGCAUUUUAGCAGAUGAAAUGGGUCUUGGCAAAACAAUUCAAUCAAUUACAUUCCUCUACGAAAUCCUUCUGACUGGUAUAAGAGGACCUUUCCUGAUUAUUGCUCCACUUUCUACUAUUGCAAACUGGGAGAGAGAAUUUCGUACGUGGACUGAUAUUAAUGUUGUGGUUUAUCAUGGGAGCCUGAUUAGCAGACAGAUGAUACAGCGGUAUGAGAUGUACUUCAGGGACUCACAGGGGCGUAUCAUUCGAGGAGCUUACAGAUUCCAAGCCAUCAUCACCACUUUUGAAAUGAUUCUUGGAGGAUGUGCAGAGCUUAAUGCAAUUGAAUGGCGAUGUGUGAUCAUUGAUGAAGCACAUAGGUUAAAAAACAAAAAUUGUAAACUUCUAGAAGGUCUGAAACUCAUGAAUCUGGAACACAAGGUGCUUUUGACAGGCACGCCUCUCCAAAACACAGUUGAAGAACUAUUCAGUCUUCUUCACUUUCUAGAACCUUUAAGGUUUCCUUCUGAACCAACAUUUAUGCAAGAAUUUGGGGAUCUGAAAACAGAGGAACAGGUGCAGAAACUUCAGGCUAUACUGAAACCGAUGAUGUUGAGACGAUUGAAGGAAGAUGUGGAGAAGAAGUUGGCACCAAAAGAAGAAACCAUCAUUGAAGUGGAACUUACUAACAUUCAAAAGAAAUACUACCGGGCUAUUUUGGAGAAGAACUUUUCAUUUUUAUCCAAAGGAGCAGGACAGACUAAUGUACCUAACUUGGUCAAUACCAUGAUGGAGCUCAGGAAGUGCUGUAACCAUCCAUAUCUUAUCAAAGGUGCUGAGGAGAAAAUACUUGGAGAAUUUAGAGAUACAUAUAAUCCAGCUGCUUCUGAUUUUCAUCUCCAAGCAAUGAUCCAGUCUGCUGGUAAAUUGGUCCUUAUUGAUAAAUUGCUUCCCAAAAUGAAAGCAGGAGGUCAUAAAGUGCUCAUCUUCUCUCAGAUGGUACGCUGCCUUGACAUCCUGGAGGACUAUCUUAUACAUAAAAGAUAUUUAUAUGAGCGAAUUGAUGGCAGAGUCAGAGGAAAUCUUCGACAAGCUGCUAUAGAUCGAUUUAGUAAGCCUGACUCAGAUCGAUUUGUUUUCCUGCUGUGUACCCGAGCUGGUGGGCUGGGCAUCAACUUAACUGCUGCUGAUACAUGUAUAAUUUUUGACUCUGAUUGGAAUCCUCAAAAUGACCUUCAGGCCCAAGCUCGUUGUCACAGAAUUGGUCAGAAUAAAGCAGUUAAAGUCUACCGAUUAGUAACUCGUAACUCAUACGAGAGGGAGAUGUUUGACCGAGCCAGUCUGAAACUGGGUCUAGACAAGGCUGUGUUGCAGAGCAUGAGUGGAAGAGAAAGUAAUGUUGGUGGUAUUCAACAGCUUUCCAAAAAGGAAAUAGAAGAUCUGCUUCGAAGAGGAGCUUAUGGUGCCAUUAUGGAAGAAGAAGAUGAAGGUUCUAAAUUCUGUGAAGAGGACAUUGAUCAGAUUUUACUACGACGUACAAAAACUAUUACAAUUGAGUCAGAAGGACGUGGGUCAACAUUUGCUAAGGCGAGUUUUGUGGCAUCUGGAAAUCGGACAGAUAUUUCCUUAGAUGAUCCCAACUUCUGGCAAAAAUGGGCUAAAAAGGCAGAAAUAGAUAUAGAUACCAUCAGUGGUAGAAACAGCUUGGUUAUUGACACUCCAAGAAUUAGGAAGCAAACAAGACCCUUUAGUGCCACAAAAGAUGAAUUGGCUGAAUUAUCUGAAGCCGAAAGUGAAGGAGAAGAAAAGCCCAAACUCCGGAGGCCCUGUGACCGUUCUAAUGGAUAUGGAAGAACUGAAUGCUUUAGAGUAGAGAAAAAUCUGCUGGUUUAUGGAUGGGGCCGAUGGAGAGAGAUUCUAUCUCAUGGUCGUUUUAAAAGACAGCUAAAUGAGCAUGAUGUAGAAAUAAUUUGCCGAGCCCUCUUAGCAUAUUGCCUUGUUCACUACCGAGGAGAUGAGAAAAUAAAAGGCUUCAUAUGGGACCUCAUUACUCCAACCGAAGAUGGACAAACUCGAGAGCUUCAGAAUCAUCUAGGCCUAUCAGCCCCCGUACCCAGGGGCCGAAAAGGGAAGAAAGUAAAGACCCAGACAAGCUCAUUUGAUAUACAGAAAGCAGAAUGGCUUCGAAAAUAUAAUCCUGAGCAGCUACUUCAAGAUGAAGGCUACAAAAAACAUAUAAAGCACCACUGUAAUAAGGUUUUGCUUCGUGUAAGAAUGCUUUAUUAUCUAAAGCAAGAAGUCAUUGGAAAUGAGUGCCAGAAAGUAUUUGAUGGAGUUGAUGCAAGUGACAUUGAUGUUUGGGUCCCAGAACCAGACCACUCAGAAGUUCCUGCUGAAUGGUGGGAUUUUGAUGCUGAUAAGUCACUCCUUAUUGGAGUUUUUAAACAUGGCUAUGAGAAAUAUAACACUAUCCGAGCAGACCCGGCAUUAUGCUUCUUGGAAAGAGUGGGGAAGCCUGACGAAAAAGCAGUGGCUGCAGAACAGAGGGCAAAUGAUUACAUGGACGGGGAUGUGGAAGAUCCAGAAUACAAACCUGCCCCGGCUUUCUUUAAAGAUGACAUAGAGGAUGAUGUUUCCUCACCAGGAGAUCUUGUUAUAGCAGAUGGAGAUGGUCAACUGAUGGAGGGUGAUAAAGUUUAUUGGCCUACUCAGUCGGCUUUAACCACACGUUUGAGGCGUCUCAUCACUGCAUAUCAGCGCACUAAUAAAAAUAGACAAAUCCAGCAAAUCCAACCUACUUUCUCAGUGCCUGCCAGCGUCAUGCAGCCUCUUUAUGAAGAAGCCACUCUUAAUCCUAAAAUGGCAGCCAAGAUAGAAAGACAGCAAAGAUGGACAAGAAGAGAAGAAGCUGACUUUUACAGAGUGGUGUCUACAUUUGGAGUGGUAUUUGAUCCUGACAGAGGUCAAUUUGAUUGGACAAAAUUUAGAGCUAUGGCUAGGCUACAUAAGAAAACUGACGAUAGCUUGGAGAAAUAUUUGUAUGCAUUCAUGUCUAUGUGUCGGAGGGUUUGCCGUCUUCCUUCCAAAGAAGAAUUGGUGGAUCCAAAUAUUUUUAUUCAGCCAAUCACAGAAGAACGUGCUUCUAGGACUUUGUAUCGCAUUGAACUUCUAAGGAAAGUAAGGGAACAGGCGCUCCGCCAUCCGCAAUUGUGUGAACGCUUGAAGCUUUGCCAUCCAAAUCCAGACUUGCCAGUCUGGUGGGAAUGUGGCCCUCAUGAUAGGGACUUGCUUAUUGGAGCCGCUAAACACGGGGUGAGCCGAACAGACUAUCACAUCCUUCGUGAUCCUGAACUCUCAUUUAUGGCAGCACAGAGGAACUACAGUCAGAAUAGGAUGGCUCAUUCAAGGACCUCCACGCCGCUGUUACAGCAAUAUCAAGUAGCACUUUCUGCUUCUCCUCUGACCUCUCUACCUAGGAUCCUAGAUGCUAAAGGUACUGUUCUAGCGGACCUGAAAGUGAAAAAUGAAAAUCUUAAAGAGGAGCCUCAGUCUUCGGAAGAGGAAUCCAUGUCUUCUGAGGAAACCAGGACACUAAUAAAGUCUGAGCCUGUAAGUCCAAAGAAUGGUGUUUUACCACAGGCUGCUGGAGACCAGAAAUCUGGCGGGAAAGGGGAAGCAGAUAGACGCAUGGUUGCCGCCAGAACAGAACCCCUGACUCCAAACCCUGCGUCUAACAAACAGCGCGUCCACAAAAGAGGGUCAGCAUCUAGUUCAGACUCUGACUCUGAUUCCGAGAGGUCCUCCUGUUCUUCCAGAUCGUCGUCUUCCUCGUCUUCCUCCUCCUCUUGUUCCCACUCUCGUUCAGGCUCCAGUUCUUCUUCAUCCUCCUCUUGUUCUUCAGCAUCGUCUUCAUCCUCAUCGUCUUCCUCCUCCUCCUCCUCCUCUUCAUCGUCAUCAGAAGAAAGUGACAGUGAAGAAGAGGAAGUCCAAAAGCGAGCAGGAGGUACCCCUCACAUGAAAGCCUAUGAUGAAGAAAGCGUUGCAUCACUGAGCACUACCCAGGAUGAGACCCAGGACAGCUUCCAGAUGAACAAUGGGACACCAGAGUCUGCCUACAUCUUACACAGUGGAUACAUGCUGGCAGCUUCCUAUUGGCCAAAGGAUCGUGUGAUGAUCAACCGGUUGGACAGUAUUUGUCAAACAGUUCUGAAAGGGAAGUGGCCUUCAGCUAGAAGAAGUUACGAUGCCAACACAGUGGCUUCUUUCUAUACCACAAAGCUGCUGGACAGCCCUGGCGCAGCCACAGAGCUUCGCGAGCCCAGUGUGCCCACUCCUCCCCGUGCCGGUGUGAAGGAAGAACAUGAUCAGUCAGCACAGAUGUCAAAGGUGAAGAAGCAUGUACGAGAAAAGGAGUUUACAGUGAAAAUCAAAGACGAAGGUGGUUUGAAGCUGACAUUUCAGAAGCAAGGAUUUGCUCAGAAAAGGCCACCCGACACUGAAGACUGUGGGCUGGGCCAGCAGCAGCACCUCCCUCGGCUGCGGGAGCUCCCAGGUGCAUCCGAGACCAGCCUCACCAGUGUUGCAAAGUGUACGCCCGUGUCAGGUACUUCCAGUCAAUCUGCUGCUGGUGCCAAUGGAGUUAUAUUAGACAACCAGCCUAUAGUCAAAAAAAGGCGGGGAAGGAGGAAGAAUGUAGAAGGUGUUGACAUCCUCUUUUUUAACAAAAAUAAACCACCCAAUCACGUCACUUUGGGCUUAACCACCUCCCAAAUUACUCCAGGGAUAAACCCAGCACUGUCCUAUCCUCAGCCUCAAGGCAUUCCUGACACAGAAAGUCCAGUCCCAGUCAUUCACCUGAAAGAUGGAACAAGACUUGCUGGUGAUGAUGCACCGAAGAGAAAGGAUUUAGAAAAAUGGCUUAAGGAGCACCCAGGUUAUGUGGAAGAUUUAGGAGCUUUUAUACCUAGAAUGCAGCUCCAUGAAGGGAGGCCCAAACAAAAAAGGCAUCGCUGUAGAAACCCCAAUAAACUAGACGUCAACAGUCUCACUGGGGAAGAACGUGUCCAGCUGAUUAACAGAAGAAAUGCCAGAAAGGUUGGAGGUGCAUUUGCUCCUCCUCUGAAAGAUUUGUGUAGAUUCCUGAAAGAAAAUUCAGAAUAUGGAGUCGCUCCUGAAUGGGGAGAUGUUGUUAAACAAUCUGGAUUUCUUCCAGAAAGUAUGUACGAACGUAUUCUCACUGGCCCUGUUGUGAGAGAGGAAGUAAGCAGGCGAGGGAGACGGCCUAAAAGUGGAAUUGCGAAGGCCACAGCCGCGGCGGCGGCUGCCAAUGCCACCAGUGUUGCAGGCAGUCCUUUGUUAGCCAAUGGAUUACUUCCAGGUAUGGAUCUCACAACUCUUCAGGCCUUACAACAAAACCUACAAAACUUGCAGUCACUGCAAGUAACCGCAGGGCUGAUGGGAAUGCCUGCCGGCCUUUCUUCUGGAGGAGAAGCUAAAAACGUGGCCGCCAUGUUCCCCAUGCUGCUGUCAGGAAUGCCUGGAUUACCAAAUCUGUUGGGCAUGGGCGGACUCUUGACAAAGCCUGCAGAAUCUGGAACAGAAGAGAAAAAGGGAAAUGACUGUAAGGAGCUAGAAGGAAAAAAAGAAAGGACAGAGAGCCAAAAUUCAGAGAAUGGUGGAGAAAACUCUGUGUCAAGUUCUCCUUCAACAUCCUCUACUGCUGCAUUAAAUGCAGCUGCAGCUGCCAACUCCCUAGCUCUUAACCCACUGCUACUAUCUAAUAUACUCUAUCCAGGGCUUCUCACUCCAGGCCUUAAUCUUCAUAUUCCAGCUUUGUCCCAGUCCAAUACUUUUGAUGUACAGAAAAGCAAGAGCAGUGACUUAGGCUCGUCUAAGUCUGUGGAAGGAAAGGAAGAAGAUUCCAGAGUUAGCGAUCAGGAAGACAAAGGGGGAACCGAGCCGAGUCCUCUCAAUGAAAACAGCACAGAUGAGGGUUCAGAGAAAGCCGAUGCUUCCUCUGGAUCUGACAGUACCUCGUCGUCAUCCGAGGACUCAGAUUCUAGUAACGAAGACUGAUUCCUAGACGAUGCUUAAAUUAUGAACUUGUUUUGGAUUUUUUUUUCUUUAAUCAUUCAUUGUAAAUACCCCAGUGUGGAGUGCAUCCAUAACUUACUGACCGAACAUUUCAGUUAUUUGUUUAGAAGUGCAAACUGCUAUCAGAGACAUUUUGCAUGUAAUAUUUCUUAAGGUUCAUAAGUUUUUGAACUCGUAUGUACUAUCAACUACAUAAAGGUGUAAAAUUACAACAAAAGGCAUUAUAAUUUUGUUGGGGGUUAAUUUUAUGAAAAUUAUGCUCAAUAAGAGUUGUAUAUUUAAUAUAUUUGCAGUGAACACAGAAUACUUUAUGCAUAUUACUGAUUUAAUUUGAAUAUAGUUUUACAGCCUCCUUGACACCUAUAAUUUACAGAUCAAAACUCAGCAAUAAUUUGGGCAGCUAAUGAAUGUCAUGAAAGCUGUAGAAUCUACAUCACCAUUCAUUGCUUUAAUUACAUGAAAAUGCUCUAGUGUUUUGAUGCACUGCUGAUGUUUCCAAUUCAGGUACAAGUGUGUUUGGAAAAAGAAAUAAGUUUCCCAAUCAGCCAAUUUAACUGGCUACCUGUUACCUCAGCUGAGUUAGUUUAGGAAGUUUACAUUCGUUUCUAAUUCUAUACUUGUUUUCAGGGGUUUUUUAAACACGUCCUCUAUAUCAUGUUAAUCUGGCAAGAAAUAUGACUUGCUUUUCGCUGAACUUAACUCUGAUAUUAGUAAAGUCAAGUCAUAAAAUAAUCCUGUGUCAUGUGACUUUGGCACCGUCUAGACAUACUUAGUUUUAACUUCACGAAGUCUGGCCUCCCAUUAGAAAUAAUUAUAUCUCAGAUGAGUAAUGUCUGCUUCCCAGGGUUCUGAAAAGGCAAACUCAUGAAAUGCCACUGAAAAGAACUUUCAGCACAGCAUACUGCAUGUAAAAGGAUUGUUCGUUUGCUUUAUUUGUGUAGAUUUCUAGUUGUGUUUUACGUUAUGGUAAUAUUUCAAAAUGAACAGAUAACAUAUGCAAACAGUCUAAAUUCAUCUUGAGUUUCUUCUAGGUGUAAGCAGACAAAAUGUUGCCCAGAAUCAGUGUUGGGUGUUCAGUUUAUAUUAAAUAUACUGAGUCGCCCAUUUUGAAAAUGCACUUUGAAUAAUCUCAAAAAAAUACACGAGCUAUACCUGUAAACCACAAAAUGAAGCCCAAGGCUUCUGCUCAGUUUCUUAGAGCCCUUUAUUUACCAUGUAAAAUUUGUCUGAUAUUUGAUUUGUGAUACAAUAUCUCCUUCUAAAGCUGCUAUUAUUCUGACAAGGUAGAGGUCCAGGUUUAUCUGCAAAUACAUAUAAAACAACUGAAUUGGAUGUAAAAUACCACUUAUAUCCUAAGGAGAGAUAAAUGUUAGCAUUCUUCUGGUACUUGAAUAAGUCAGUGAUAAAGUUUGCAAGGGGAUACAGUUAGGGUGGAAAAUGUACUCCACUUUCACUGGAAAAAAAACUUUCAGUAUGUUUUGAUGAUAGAAAUCUAUUGCUUUGUCAUGAAUUAAGCAAUUAUAUUGGAUUUUACAAGACAUUUAACAGUAAAUUAUGUUUCUGUAUGUAAAAUAACUAGCCCCUUAUUAGAGAGACAGUGUUAUAUGUACUUACAAAAGUUAUGGAAGUUCCAUUGGGAUGGUAUUGAUCUUUGUAUUUUUCCAAAGUAGUACUUUGAAUUGCUAGUCCUUUAUGCAAUGUCUUAGCAAUAGUCACUCUAAUUGCCCCUCCAGGAGAAGUGGGCAGUAAUUUUUCAUCAUGAAAACGAUAUAUUAUACAUUUAGUCUCUUCCCUUUGCAGUAUUGCACUUUUGUUUAACCAGAGUACACCUUUGAGAUAGCCAAAGUUUUUCAAACACAGUACACUUAGGUUGCCGAUGGAGUAUUUCAUCACCAUCCAUAGCUCCCUUCCCUCACUCUACUUCUACCCACAUGAUCUUUAUUCUUUUCCCCAAUUAAAAAAAAGAAAGAAAGAUAAGAAAAAGGUGGGGAAAGCCCUAGAUCUUGUCACUAAAAUCUAAUUUAUAUCAAAUUUAUGAGAUAAAGUAUUUUCCUAAUUAAUGCUCAAAUGAAUUUGGUUAACAUCUUAGUGAUUCCCUUUCUAUGUAAUAAGGUAAAUGCAGUUUUAAAAAUAUUAAGGCUGAUAUUAACUUUAAACAUUCUCUUGGGUUUCGAGACACUUCUAUUUAUUAUUGAUUGGGGGAAAGUUAUCCAGCUAUCAGGUUUUUUAAAAAACAAACAAACAUGCAAAUAUGGUUGUAGAGAGUUAAGGGUUAUAAGGAAAAAUAUCAGUAGAAUUACAUAAUACUAAAGUUGCCGUUGAAAGAAUAUCCAAGUAUGUGUUGGUAGUUACUAAAAGAAUUAUAGCUGUUAUUGCCUUGUAUUUAUAGUCCUUGUUUCAGGUUUCAUGAUACAAGUCUUAGUCCAACUUUUCUUUUGGACAUUUGCAAUAUUUACCAGUUGUGUUUUGUGUAGUCUGAAUUUGCUUUCUGUAGUUGAGCAAACGUCUUAAAAAGUCAUUUGUAAUUUAUUAAAUUACUUUCUAUGAUGUUCUAUAGAGCAAAUGGAAGUUUAAUUAUUUUUUAUUAAACAUAUUCUUUGACUACCCACGA
Messenger RNA from Myotis lucifugus (little brown bat), 11702 nucleotides. It is a transcript of the gene CHD9, whose product is annotated as chromodomain helicase DNA binding protein 9. Lineage: Eukaryota; Metazoa; Chordata; Mammalia; Chiroptera; Vespertilionidae. The record is from RefSeq and is a predicted model, not a curated record. The transcript is spliced from 40 exons. Bases 233 to 9073 code for a protein of 2946 amino acids. Gene Ontology annotation, molecular function: protein binding; ATP-dependent chromatin remodeler activity; ATP binding.